Molecule: messenger RNA, 4548 nt
Organism: Diaporthe amygdali
Lineage: Eukaryota; Fungi; Ascomycota; Sordariomycetes; Diaporthales; Diaporthaceae
Product: vacuolar protein sorting targeting protein pep1
Exons: 2
Coding region: 1-4548 (1515 amino acids)
Biological process (GO): Golgi to endosome transport; Golgi to vacuole transport; protein targeting to vacuole
Cellular component (GO): Golgi apparatus; membrane
Molecular function (GO): protein binding
Source: RefSeq, a predicted model, not a curated record
AUGAAGGCCUGGGGAGCUACCAAGGCUGCCGCCUUGCUGCUGACUUCCCUCUGUACGACGCCACAUUUACUCGUCCAAGCCAAGGACGAGCCCACCAUCGCCGUCAAGCAAUUCGCCCACUUCCCCGAGAGACUCCAAUACUUCGACCAGUCUGAUAUAAUCCUGUUCCAGGACGUCAUCGACCGGAAUGUCUACCAGUCCACCAACGGUGGUGAGACAUGGGACCGUGUAGCCGAUGUCCCCGAGGGCAAAGCGGUCGCCCUCUUCAUGCACGAGUUCAGCAAUGAGCGUGCCUACAUCAUGACCGAGGGCAUGACCCACUACAUGACCCUCGACCGGGGCAAGACCUGGAAGUCAUUCUUUACCGAUGCCGAGAUGAGCAUAUUCAGGUCCAGUGUAUUCAACUUCCACGCCAGCGACCCCGAUCGCAUUAUAUUCAAUGGCAUGGACUGCCAGAGCAUCUUCUGUGACGAGAUCACAAUGUACACAACAGAUGGCUUCAAGAGCGAUGCCAAGUUUCUCCGCGGCAACACCGCCGGAUGUUGGUGGGCAAAAUCCUCGGAUCUGUUCACAACCGGCCAGGAGGACCUGGACAAGCAGCGCAUCCUGUGCGCCGUGAGGGACACCUUCUCGCCCCUUAGACAGGACAAUCGCUUGCUUAUCUCGGACAACUACUUCGCUGCCAAGGAUGCGAAGGGUGUGAUACAGGAGUUCGAGCCGAACCUGGACACCAACAGGCCCGUCCAGGGUAUUGUGAACGUUGCUGCGGUGAAGAAGUUCUUGCUGGUUGCCACUACUUCUCUCAACACGGAUGAGAUGGCCUUGUUCGUCACCGAUGACACCCUUAAGUGGCAUCGCGCCAUGUUCCCUACAGACCAUCGCCUCGACCAAGAGGCUUACACCGUGUUGGAGAGCACAAAUUACAGCAUCCAGGUUGAUGUCAUGACCACGCGCCCAUCCAACCCGAUGGGUGUCAUGUUCACGAGUAACUCCAACGGCACGUUCUUCACCCGCAACAUCGAGCAUACCAACCGUAACAUGAUGGGGAAUGUCGACUUUGAGAAGAUCGCCGGUAUACAGGGAAUAUUUCUGGUUAAUAAGGUGGUCAACUAUGAAGAGGUGGAAAAGAGCUUCUUGGCCGAGAAAAAGAUCAUCUCUGAGAUCACUCAUGACGACGGACGAACGUUCGACUAUGUGCAGACGCAUGACGCAGGCGACAAGAUACAUCUGCACUCUGUGACACAGAUGAACAAUGUCGGCCGAGUCUUCUCAAGCCCAGCUCCUGGGUUGGUCAUGGCCAAUGGCAAUGCUGGAGAAUACCUGAAAUCUCCCUCGGAGGCGAAUCUGUACAUCUCCGACGAUGCCGGCAUGCAUUGGCUAGAGGGCCCGAAAGGGCUACACAAGUUCGAGUUUGGAGAUCAAGGCAACGUUUUGGUCGCGAUCCGCGACUCUGACAAGCCCGACGUCGGUGAGAUCAAGUAUUCUCUAAACCACGGAAAGGACUGGAGGACCACCAAGUUUCCAGAAGGUCUGGAGAUCAAGCCCUGGAUCCUCACCACGACCCCUGACUCGACUAGUCUCAAGUUUAUCCUCACCGGUCAGACUGGCGACGAAUCGAACCCCAAAUACCAUGUCAUUGCUAUCGACUUUGAGGGUCUGCACGAACGCACUUGCGAGAAAGGGGACAUGGAGGAAUGGUCGGCCAGGGUGGAUAAAGACGGCAAGCCUACAUGUCUCAUGGGCCAUACGCAGAAGUACACGCGCAGAAAGAAGGAUGCCGACUGCUUUAUGAAACAGGAAUUCCACCUGGUCACGUCCGAGACGAACGACUGUGAAUGCACCGAUAAAGACUUUGAAUGCGACUACAACUUUCGAAGAGAGGACGGCGAGUGUAAAGCCGCCGGUCCAGUCAUCGCACCAGAUGGUGCUUGCAAGAAUGCAGGCCCCGACGACACCUUCAAAGGCUCUUCAGGAUGGCGCUUGAUCCCUGGAAAUACCUGCAAGAGGACAUCCGGCAAGCAGAAGGAUGACCCGGUGGAGCGCAAGUGCAGCGACUCGCAGUCGCCGCCCAAGGCGCCUGGCAGCGGCAAGGUUGAUGCGUCACAGUAUGUCUUCAAAAAUUCCAGAGAUGUCGAGAAGCAUUAUCUUGACCGCGGCGAAUCGAGUUCUUCCGACGACGAAACUAUCAUCGCCAGGGGCGAUGGUAAGAUCAUGAUCACCCAUGACGCCGGCAAGACUUGGAAGCAGCCUGAGGCAUUGAACAGUCAGUAUUGGGGGAUUGUUUUGCACACCUACUUUAAGGACGUGGCCUUUUUCAUCAAGUCAGAUGGAAAGGUCACCUACACGAUCAACAGAGGCAGCGCCUAUGAUGAAUUCAAGGCGCCUACGGAACCCAACUUGGAGUCACGGAAAUCACCACUCUCUUUCCACCCUGACAAGAAGGAUUGGCUCAUCUGGACCGGCCGAAAGUGUGUUUCUGAGAAGAAUUGUUACGACGAAGCCUCACUUUCCAAGGACCGUGGGGAUAACUGGAAGACUAUCAUGCGGUAUGUCGACCGGUGUGAGUUCACCGGAUCCAGUUCAUUUAGGUUCCGCAACAGCGACCAGAUCAUCUGCAAAAACAGGCAGCGGGAAGAUAGUGAUACUUCCAACAACCCCUGGAUACUUAGUGGCAGCAACGACUUCUUCGACACCAAGAAGGUACUCCAAAAUGAUGUCAAGGACUUCGCGACCAUGUCAGAGUUCAUCGUCGUGGCAACCGAGAACACCACGAAAAGUACGCUCCGGGCUUUGGCCAGUCUUGAUGGAGAGACAUAUGCUGAGGCUCACUUCCCGUAUGGCUUCGAGGUUCCUCACCAGCACGCAUAUACCGUUCUAGACAGCUCCACUCACGCUGUGAACCUGUUUGUCGCUACUGAGACAUCAGAUGACGUUGAACACGGAGAUAUCAUGAAGAGUAACUCCAACGGCACCUCUUACGUCAUGUCCAUCUCAGGCGUCAACUGUAAUAAGAAUUACUUUGUGGACUUUGAGAAGAUGCUGGGCCUCGAGGGCGUUACGAUGGUCAAUAUUUACGCAAACCGGGACAAGAAAAACGAGCCAAAGAAGCUUCGCACACAGAUCAGCCAUAACGAUGGCGCCGAGUGGGCAUACCUCCCGCCUCCUGACAGGGAUUCUGAGGACAAGAAGUUUGAAUGCAGUGGCAAGGGUGACGAGAAGUGCGCCCUGCACAUUCAUGGUUACACCGAACGCAGGGAUCACCGCAAGACGUUUUCAUCUGCUGGAGCUGUUGGUCUCAUGUUUGGCUGGGGUAACGUUGGUCCGUACCUGGGCAAGCUUGAUGAUUCUGACACGUACAUGACCACCGACGCCGGCAUCAGCUGGAAGCAAGUGAAAAAGGGUCGCUGGCUAUGGCAGUAUGGGGAUCAGGGCUCUAUUGUUGUCCUGGUCCCAUUGGACAAGAAGACGAAGACUGUGUCGUACACAAUGGACGAGGGCAGAACUUGGACUGACUAUGACUUUGCCGAGAGCGAGAGGAAGGUCACUGACUUCACUACUCAAGCAUCUGGCGUCUCGCGAAAGUUCAUCGUCUGGACAGAAGACGGCGAUGAUACUCACGCCACGACCAUCGACUUCACGGGCUUGGCUGAUCGGGCGUGCGAGCAAAAGGACGACCCCGAGGAGUCCGACUACCACAUCUGGUCGCCCAGCCACCCGCUCCAAGAUAACGACUGCCUCUUUGGGCAUGUGACGCAGUACAUGCGCAAGAAGACGGACAAGAAGUGUUAUAAUGGGUACAGGAUACAGCACGUCUACAACGUCCAGAACUGCACCUGUAGUCGCCAAGACUAUGAAUGCGACUACAAUUACGAGCUCGAUAACCACGGCUCAUGCCAACUGGUCAAGGGUCUCGAGCCUAUGGACCAUGUGCAGUGGUGCAAGGAUGACCCGUCCAGAACAGGAUACUUCGAGCCAACAGGCUACCGGAAGAUCCCCCUGUCAACGUGCCAAGACGGCAUAGAAUAUGACAAGCAGGCUACUGAGCACCCCUGCCCAGGCAAGGAGCAGGAAUAUGCAGAGAAGCACCGCAUCUCGGGCGUCGGGCUGUUCUUUGCCAUCACGAUCCCCUUCGCGGUGGCCGCGGCGGCCGGUUGGUACGUAUACAACAACUGGAGCCACAAGUUUGGCCAGAUCAGGCUGGGCGAGAACAGCAACACGUCGCCGGCUGGGUUCGGCGGCGGCGCUUUCGACUCAGACUCGCCGUGGGUGCGGUACCCAGUCAUUGCGGUCAGCGCCGCGGCGGCGGUGGCAGGCGCUAUCCCGCUCGUCGCCGCGGCGGUCUGGAGAGCGGGCGUCGCGGCCGUCGACAGGUGGCGCUACGGCAGCGGCGGUGGCUGGAGCAGCCUCAACGGGGGCGGCGGGCGCUUCGGCGGCAGCACAAGGCCGUUCACUACGCGGGACAGCUUCGCGCGCGGCAGGGGCGACUACGCCCACGCCGAUGACGAUGAGGGGGAGCUGUUGGGGGAGGACAGCGAUGAGGAGGUGUAG